AUGGAUCGGAGGUUCGCAGCGAAGCAUCUGAAAUACAUCCUCAAGUCGCAUUCCACCACUUGCUUCGAUCUCUCAGAAGAAAUUUGGGAUCUCGUCACGGGCCAAAGGUGGGGCUUGGAAUCGAUGCGAGAGCUCGAGGGGGAGGGACAUUCUGCCACAUGGGGGAAAGGGCCGGAAGGAGAGGGACGGGGGACCCUGCCACCUGGGGGAAGAGGCUGGAAGGAGGAGGAUGGGGAAUUCUUCCGUAGAGGGACAUCCACGGAAAUAGAAGGGAAAGUUUUCUUCCUUCUGCGACGCCUUCGUGCCUUUUGUGUCCUCGACUGCAUUGCUUCUAAAUCCCUUUUCGACACUCGGCUUAAAGCCACCCAUAACAUAAUCGAAUGGUCCUUCGUGUCUUUAUCUUUCGAUGAAGAUGAACUCGGUGCCCUCCCACUCGUUAUCACGGCGGAGCUGGAGGGCGGGAAGAUGCGGAGCUGCCCUCCACCACCGGAUCUCCUCAUUACGACCUUGGACGAACCCGAGCCCGCGGACUCGGACAGGGAGACGCAGUGCAACUCGUGUCACCUUCUGGAACCCCCUUGUCACCUGUGCAAUCCCGGUGAUAAGGCGCACGAUGGCAGGCGACUUACCAUCUACAGUGGAGGUCUGGUGAGGAGUCGUGAUGUUGGACGAGGCCCGGACGUACCAUAUAUCAACCUCCCAUCACCGAGUGUUCCCAGCGAUGGAGCGGAGGGCGAAGAAGGAUUCCGUCGACGCGUGGAGGAGGAAGGGGGAGGAGGUGGAGGUGGAGGGGGAAAAGGAGGGGAAGGAUGCAUAGGGGAAAGGGACGAGGAAGGGGACGAAACGAUCGAGGAGAUGCCAUCCCCUUCCGCCUUGACCUCGAGGAGACGAGCCCUUCUCCCUCCUAAGUUUCCACCCGAUGGAGAAGGGGACGAGGAGUCCGGGGAUAAAGAGCGCUCUUCCAGAGGUGAGUCUGUCGAUCCCAGGGAUUCUGCUUCUGUCACGCCAAAGGGAAUAGGGAGGACAGAGGUGCAGGUGGAGAAUGGGAUCCCCAUAGGAUGGAGGAAUUCAUCCCCUGCAUUCCAAUCCCCCAGCCUCUUUAUACGAUGCAUACAUAGUCGCCACGACGCGUCCUUUGAAUAUCAACGACCAGUCGUUCCCGCGGCGGCGGGGAUCAUUCCCAACACACUCCUAUCGAGUGGAAGCGGCGACAGUCUGACGACGUCUCGUCAUCGAAGCAAUUCCAUCGUGGUGAUUCCCCCAAUGCAGAUCUGCCCUGGGGAUCUUCUCGUCUAUUCCAAACUUCUGACACAAAAGAAGUCUCUGCUCGCAUCCGCCGUGCGCGAUCUCGAGGGUUCAACGACCAGCCUGAACAUGGCGGAUCCUGAUGGAGUUGGGAAGGGAAAACAGAAGAACACGUGGUCCCUCCUGAAAUUGUUUGAGCGCCACCACCGGGCGAAGGCGACAAGCUUCGGCGGUCUGGAAGAAUUCCUAGCAUUGCUGAAGCCGACAGAGUUUGCAGAUGCCAAUCUAUCUAAAUACCGAGGACUGACGUGGCACGAUUUUGUCCACUCGAUCCAUGGAUCUUCCUGUCUACUUCCUCCUCCUCCCCCGGUCCAACCUCAACUCCAACCGCCAUCACAAGUGGAACUCCCAGAAUCUUCCAAACAGAUAGCGUCGGUGCCGGAGGAGAAAGAGCGAAGUCCGUCGCCGCGGAAAUCAUACCCGCGUCACGAGCAACCGCGAAAGACGCUGCUGCGACAGCGAUCGUUCGGCUCCCUUCGUCUGAAACGACACGAGAAGAUGCUGGAACGGAAGGAAAGCGUCCAGAACCUAUUCCUCAACAUUCCCGAGAGGCCCGGGGGACGGACGGAGCCGACGAUCGCAGAGCAGCCCUCCACCAAUGGGACGGAAACCACCACUGUGACGGGGGAUUCGACCGGUGCCGAGUCCUCGACCGCACCAGAACCUACGGCAUCUCCCGAGGACCCGGCGCUGAAGAAUGAACAAAAACGGCGGGACGCAAUGUGGGAUCUUUUUCAGAGCGAACUCGCCUUCCUCUACGAUCAUCUCCUCGUCAUGAAAAACGUAUUCAUGGAACCCUUGAAGAAGAUCCAGGUGGAAGGCUUUGCCAUGUUCGCAGAACCCGAACUUCUCUUCGGAAACCUGGACGAACUCUGUUGUGUGACGUAUGGAUUCUGCAAGGAGUUCCUGGCCGCCCUGAAGGAGAACAUAUCUCGGAGCGGAGACGUUCGUGUCGGCGAUGUCCUCGGAUCCCUCUUCAUUAAGGGCGGGAAGGCGUUGUUGGUCUCUGGGGCCUACCAUCGCUACACUCUCAAUUACAUCAAUGCCCUCAAUUACCUAGAGACGCUGAGGAAGCAGAACGAGUUCAACGAGUUCGAAAAGUGGUGCAACAAAGACCGCCGGUGCAAGAAGCUGCAGCUGACGGACCUACUGGUGGCACCGGUGCAACACAUCACGAAACUCCCGCUGAUCUUGAAGGAGCUGGAAUCCUGCACUGAGAACGCGAGCGAGAAGGCCAUCGUCCUCGAGAUCCUCGAAAAGCAAGAGGCUUCUCUGAGGGAACUGGAUGACAAGAUGAACUGGCUCAAGAAUUUCGAGAGGCUUUUGGAGAUCCAAAGGAACAUCGUAUGGCCCACCGUCAUGGAUCUCGACCCCAAGGCCUUCAUCCCCGACUUCCUCAAGUCGACACUGAACAAGCAGCCGUGCGAACGCCUGAUCGUCAGCCCCCGUCGGCAGAUCCUCCUGGAAGGGCCGCUCAUGCUCCUGGACUUCGGGAAACCUCAGGAGAUGUAUGUCCUCCUCUUCGAUGACAUGCUCAUCAUCACUCGGCGCAAGAAGGGACUUCACAAAAAGAAAUCCAGCAUAACAGAGAACUGGGCGUCCUCGUGUCGAACGAUCCCGACCUCGGGGGACACGAUGCGUUACGUCGUCCAUCGACAGCCGUUGUCAUUGGAUCGAUUCGUCGUCCACGACGUCCCCAGCUUAGAAUUACCCAAUUCCUUCGCCGUCGUCGCCCUAAAUCGAUUCCAGCAGAUCAUCGCCGUACACACCCUCCAGGCCUCCACCGAACAACUCAAGAGCCAAUGGCUGGGAAAACUGGGGGAGGCGCAGACGAGGUGGAAGAGGACCUUACAAACCACGGUGUUCCGGAAUCACAGGAUCAGCAAUGCAGGCGAGGAGAUACGGGACGUGAAAUGAAAAGGGAAACACCUGCGUUGCGACCUGAGAAAUCCAAAAAAAAUCAAUCUCCCUUACUGUGAUAGAGCCCUUCCCUUUGAUUCCAUGUUGGCUUUCGCUGUGGA
Darwinula stevensoni is the source of this 3326-nucleotide messenger RNA. NCBI's taxonomy places the organism in Eukaryota, Metazoa, Arthropoda, Ostracoda, Podocopida, Darwinulidae. The record is from the annotation of a GenBank genome assembly.